AUGCUUCAACGGCCCUCGCAUAUUAUCCCACCAUCAUCAUCAUCGUCGACGACGUUGCCACCGCAGAAAAACGGUGGUCCAGGAAAUAAUGCGCAACCCACACUCAUACCGACGCCAAGUCGCAAGUCGUCGACUGGGGGCUUCUCUGGAAGUUCAGGGAGCUCCAUGUCUGUAGCCGCCAGCCCGCAACCAGUCCAACCACCGACCACCCCUGCCGGCUCAGGAUUACCCUCGUUUCGCGCCCUACGAUCUUUGCUCCCGUUUGGACCUGGAAAGAAUGCCCCAGCAACGACGGCGACACCACCCAGCGUCGGCAGGAGCACAAGCUUUGGGUUUGGCUCUGUGCGCAAGUCGAUGACGAAAGAACCGCAGCGGAAAGGGUCCCUAUCGAGCCAAGGGUUGCCGCCCGUGAUAUCCAUAGAACGGUCCAAGAGCGAUUCACAGCUAGAAGACACGAGUAUACGGCGCUCGGUGUCGUUAUCACGUCUAGAUUCGACCUCCUGUUCCAGCGAGCAAGAUUUGACCUCAGCACCUGUCCUGAGGACACCUUCCCCGGGCUUACCUCUCUCCCUAGAACUAUCCACAAUCAUAGAAGCGGAUAGCUCAGGCAUCUCGAAGCACGCACUUUGUUUGACAAGCGAUUCAGGCUCCAGCGCGCCUCCCUCGCCGACGGUUGUUGGAAGGAACUUUCUGUCGUCCACCGAUGAAUCGAAACCGGCACCCGAACCUUCCGAUGGUGAUGCAGACACCUCCGGCUUGGAUCUAUCCCCCGCCCAACUUAACGAGGAAGUCCUCGCAGCUCUCAAUUCGACCGAUUCCCCUUCGGCAGUUAGGGACUGGGCAACCUCUGACAAAGCUGUCAUCAUCGACGCGGACGAGAGCUUUAGUCUUGAACCCAAUGGUCAAUCAGUUGACCCAGACCUGGCUGCUCUGCUGAGCCCAAACUCGAUCUCCCACCGACGAAACCCAUCCCUCCUUCCUAGACUGCGUAGCUCCUCCUCCAGAUCGCCGACAGGGUCUCCAAGUACACCGCGCUUCCCUCCAUCGCCUGUAACCCCGCCAAGUAUCGUAACAACCCCUCAAGCGUCCCCCUUCCACCCCUCUCCAGAUCUCUCCCCGACCACGCCUUCCGGCCCAUCCACCUCGACUCCCGCGGUUCGACGUACACUGGUAGCCAACCCAGGACGCACAUUUAACCCCCCAGCUUCAUCCUCCUUGUCUGCAUCCGCAGGUGCAAGAAUGCUCGGCUCCGACAACGCGAUGAAUAUUGGCAAAGGCAGGCCGCCUAGAACGCUCCGAAACAUCUUGCUGGGCCAUUCGCCUUCAUCACGCUCGGAUGCAGGCGAGGAUUCAUCGUCGUCCAACCUUCCUCUCCCCCGCAUCUCUCUCUCCACACCGCCAUCACCCACCCGCGUAUCUGCUCUCCAACGGGGUUCUCUCGACUCACGCCGGCCUCAGUGGACGCCUUCGUCAAAGUUUGAGACACCACGACGGCCCUCGCUCGAUACAGGACGAGCGCACAUGGACGGAACGCGUCGACCAUCCUUUGAACUUCGUCGAGGCGGGUCGGCACUAGCCUCAGCUAAACGACCGGGUUUGUUCGUCUCGAGAGCUUCGCCCUCACCCGAGCGCAGUUCAGCCACAAUCGAAAUCCACUCUCAUUCCUCCCCUUCAACCCCCAUCGACGAGUCCCCUGUUUCUCGAUACCGCCACCACCCUUCUCUAGACUCAACCGCCACACGCCCGUCGAUCGAUAGUCGGCCAGGUUCAGCUCUUCGGACGCGCGAACGUCAACGAACACCAUCAUUACAAACUGGAUCGGAGCACGCUAGCGUCGCAAGUGACGAUCGUCUCUCUCCCGGUUCCCACCUCUCUUUCGCGAAAGUGCGGUCCAGAAAGAGGAGUAUGAGCGUGCAGGAGCGCGGGCCUCCUCCCAGUAACAGCAGUAGUAAUAUUUCGGGUAUCAGCGAGUUUGGUGUCAACUCGUCGCGCCCGGGGACGAGCAUGUCUGGGAGCGCGAGAAGGGAUAGGGAUCUCACUCUCCCCCCUCGUCCGGAUUGGCUCGUCCGUCAUGCAGGCAAGGCGUUCCAGGCAGCUGGUCUCCUCGAUGAAGACCGCUCGACGGAGAGGGGGAGCACUACCUCCGAGCGCGACAGGGACCUCGUCCUCCGCUCGCGAAACCGCAGUGGAAGCCUCGCCAACCCCGGGAGCGUCCUCGCCCCGUCCCCACUCAGCAAUGGUGGCGGCAGCAGCAGUGCGACGAGGUUCAACUCUGUCCGCGCGUCGUCUGAGUACAACCCCAGCCAUCCCCGAUCGAACUCGCGGAUGGCGUUCUCGGAUGUUGGCGGGCCUACGAGACAUCGGCGGGGGAGUGGGUCGUUCUCCACUGGUCCUGGUGGUGGUGGCGGACUCAUCGAGAGCCCCACUUUCACCGGGUCGAGCGGGAGCAGGGAGUGGGAUAGCAAGGACACCCCCCGAUCUGCGACAUCCACUGCUGCCACCAGCAUAUCAGGCUACUUUGGUCGGGAGAGGAGCGACCGGGAUCGGGAUAGGGAACGCGAGAGGGAAAGGGAGCGAGAGAGGGAACGCGAACGCGAGGAACUUCGUGAUCUCCGUGAUAAACACCAGACGGAGAUGAGUGCUCUCUUGAGCGCGCUCACCGACUCUCAGCGCACGGCGCGCAUGCUUCGGGAGGAGAACGCGGAUUUGCGGGAUCGGCUUAGCCGGCUCUCGCAUUUGGAGCGGGAGAAUGAGGAGCUUAGGAGGAUGUGUAAUGAGCUUAGGAUGGAGUGCAUUGAGAGUAGUAGGACGAAUGGGGAGUUGAGGAGGGAGAUUUCGUCGUUGAAGUUGUCGUCGACGAGGGUGCCGCCUGUUUCGGCGGGGAGUAGUAGCUUUGCUUGGAAUAACUCGGCACUCAAGACUCCCAUUACGAAGCAACAUAAUGGGAGUGGGUAUUUCCGCCGUAGUAUGGAAUCGGAGCGGGAGCGAGACCGCUACAGCGCGCCUUCCUCGAGACGCAGCUCAUACGUCCAUCCUUCGCAUGACGACUCAGAAGACAUCCUGACGGCCGAACAUCUAACACCCAACGCGUCAAAUUCGACCUCGACGCUCCACCAGGCCCGGCGUCUCAGCAGCUCCUCUUCCAUUUUCCCGGUCCCGCCUGCCAACAUGACGAUGUUGAUCAACGAAGACCCGUCGCACGGUUUCGAUAGUCAUCCGGGGAGCAACAGGAGCAGCAUGGAGCGCUAUCGCUACCCCGCAAACCAGACCACACCGACCUCAAAUGGGAACGGCAUCUCACCCCCCACGCGCACCCACUCCCCUCUCCACAGGCACACCCGGUCCACUUCUCGGUCCUCGCUCAUCCCGAGGAUGCGGUCGCCGCCCUUGAUGCAGGACGGCGGGCGCAACCCACUGAACACGUCCGUCUCAUCCGCCAUGAGCGUGUCGACUGCAAACUUUUCGAUCAAUAGCGGUACGACUGGGAGCCCUGGGAGUUUGUUUUUGAAGCCGGAACAUGAGAUGUUCCUUGAUGAGAUGGAGAGUUUGGAUUUGGGCGCCAAGUUGGAGGAGUUGCAGCUUGGGAUGGUGCAUGAUCCUGAUGCGUGGUGA
This is a messenger RNA of Coprinopsis cinerea okayama7#130, 3612 nucleotides long. RefSeq lists its product as hypothetical. The coding region runs from base 1 to 3612 and encodes 1203 amino acids. The transcript has 2 exons. Lineage: Eukaryota; Fungi; Basidiomycota; Agaricomycetes; Agaricales; Psathyrellaceae. The record is from RefSeq and is a predicted model, not a curated record.